Messenger RNA from Penicillium vulpinum, 4080 nucleotides. RefSeq lists its product as uncharacterized. The record is from RefSeq and is a predicted model, not a curated record. Gene Ontology annotation, molecular function: RNA-directed RNA polymerase activity; nucleic acid binding. Gene Ontology annotation, cellular component: nuclear RNA-directed RNA polymerase complex. The transcript has 4 exons. The coding region runs from base 1 to 4080 and encodes 1359 amino acids. Gene Ontology annotation, biological process: siRNA processing. Lineage: Eukaryota; Fungi; Ascomycota; Eurotiomycetes; Eurotiales; Aspergillaceae.
AUGGCAGGCCCUGAUCUCCCCAGUAUGCAGCACCCGAAGUCCAACCGUUUGAGGCUGUUCCCCUCCGAUCCUCCUGUCCCUUCUGGCCCUUCUGUUCAGACAGCGCCAGCUCAAGACUGGAUAACCUGGAGGUCAUGGAAAACUUGUGCGGUGGACCUAUUGAAUAUCCCAAAAGAGAUGAAUACCCAUGAUAUCUACGAUGCUUUUCACCAGUAUGGGAAUCUGAUCUCUAUUGACCUUUGGGAGGACGCCUCAGGAGGUCCUGAUUCCAGAGCACGCAUCCGUUUCAAACCCCCUUCAAAUGAAGAUUUCUGGAGAACAGGCUCUUUCGGUGUGAGGCUACGGAGUGGCCGUGUUGCAGUGAUAUCGCUCUCUAUCUGCUGUGGUGACUCAAACGGGGUAAUCCCAAGUCCAGUCCGCCCAGAUGUUCGGCUCCCAGGUGAACUGGAAUUGAAAACUGUACAAGUCGACAUCGGAGUCCUCCUAGGUCCAUCUACUAUUCAUUCUAUGCAAAGCUUUAACAACUUGGCAUAUCCCAGAUGUGUUGUAGAUGUCAUGCGCAAGUGCUUAUUGCUUUACUUCAAAGUGGGCAUCCGGGGAUCGGAUACUGCAGAUGUGACCCAGCAUGACUAUCGUGUCAAAAUUACUUUUCUUCAAUUGACUCAGAUUUACCAACAACAAGACAAAGACACGAGACAACGGUCCUUUUUGAUUGUCCUAGACUCUGCUGCCAUCUGGCAUCGAAAGGCCAAAGACAUUCGAUCCACAUUGACCGAGCCGUUGAGCUGGAGAGAAGAGGAUAGUUGGUAUCGCCAGACCUCCGUGACACAUAACCCAAACUCGCUAAAGAACCUUCCAACCAAUCUGAAGAAGUCAGGACAUAUCAUUGACUUGGGCCGAUGGAACAUGUUCAAGAUCUCAUUUGCACCCGAUGUGGACCCCAAUAUCCGUCGAACCGGCGACACCAGUCACCAUCUGAUGCUCGUCGAGGAUAUUUUCAAGGACUAUAAUAUCUUGAUCAAAGAUGGGAGCCACUUCCUCGAGAACCCCAACCGACCGGUACCAGUGUGGCAUUGGAUUGACUUUUCUCAGUCCAAGUCCAGCAAGGCUUCCGCAUUACUGCAAGACUUGGGGGAUGAAAACUAUCUACACCUCCCCUUCAGAGCCCGGUAUCAACUGGAGGUUUGCUUGUCCCAGGGAUACCUCUCUGAAUUCACAAUGACCCGCGAAUUUGUAGAGAGAGCGAAGCAACUUGGAGAAGACAAAGCUACCAGACUGCUAGAGUUUGUUGCAACUGAAAAGAAACAAUACCUUGAUCCCAUGGAAAUUUUUGGUCUCAAGUUUUUCAAAGGAGUUACAGACUCAAGGAUCCCGAACUACUGUUGCUUCAUGCACACAGCACGAGUCACACCGACUACAAUUUACUACAACACUCCAACUGUAGACAUCUCAAAUCGAGUCGUGCGUGAAUGGUCGAAUAAAGGUGCACCUGGACGCUUUCUUCGAGUUCGUUUUACAGAUGAAAAAACCGAAGGUCGCAUUAACGCGUCACUGAGCGAUUCCAACGACGAAAUCUACACCCGUGUCAAAAGGACACUGGCCAACGGUAUCACCAUCGGAGACCGUCGCUACGAGUUCCUCGCAUUCGGUAACUCUCAAUUCCGCGAGCAUGGCGCAUACUUCUUUGCACCGGAUGCUGGCGUUUCAGCAGCAACCAUCCGGGCCUGGAUGGGCCAAUUCAACCACAUCCGAAAUGUCGCCAAAUAUGCUGCAAGACUGGGACAGUGUUUUUCGACCACCCGAGCUUUCACUGGAUCCUCUGUUCAAACUGCUACAUGUGCUGACGUUGUUCGUAACGACUUCACGUUCUCAGAUGGAGUUGGAAAGAUUUCCAAAUUCCUUGCCCAGAUGGUCACGUCCCAACACAAAAUCAAAACUCUCACUGGAGAUCCUCCUUCGGCCUUCCAGUUUCGUCUUGGGGGAGCCAAGGGCAUGUUGGUUGUCUCCCCGGACCCUCUGCCUCAUCAGGUACACCUUCGGCCAAGUCAACAAAAGUUUGAAACUAAUCAAGCCGGCUUAGAGAUCAUUCGUUGGUCCCAAUAUUCUCUAGCAACUUUGAACCGACAGUUGAUUCUCGUACUUUCUGCUCUGGAUAUCUCAGAUGGAGUUUUCCAUAGCAAACUCAACAGCAUGUUGGGUGGCUUCCAUCGAGCCAUGGGCAAUGAUUCGAAAGCAAUUAACCUUCUCCAGAAGUACAUUGACCCAAAUCAAACGACCCUUAUCUUGGCCCAGAUGGUAUCCGAUGGCUUCCGACGAAAUGACGAGCCGUUUGCCAAUACCAUGCUAGAGCUUUGGAAAUCCUGGCAUCUGAAGCAUCUCAAAGAGAAAGCAAGGAUUGCCAUAGACCAAGGAGCCAACCUCCUCGGCGUCAUGGACGAAACUGGUGUUUUGAAAGGCUUCUUUAAAAGCAAAUUGCCACGAGAAAGAGCUACCAAUGCGGAGAAAUUGGCCGCUCUUCCUGAAAUCUUUGUCCAGAUCUGCCGGCUAGAUGGAGAUGGCGAGUACGAAGUCAUUGAAGGUCUCUGCAUUCUUGCUCGAAACCCUUCUCUUCACCCUGGAGAUAUCCGCGUGGUUCGAGCAGUGAACCGACCAGAACUGCAUGCACUUCGGGACGUGGUUGUGCUUCCCCAAACUGGCGACCAGGAUAUUGCGAGCAUGUGCUCUGGGGGUGACCUUGACGGUGAUGACUACCUCAUUAUUUGGGACCCCGAUCUGAUUCCCAAGAAAUGGUUCGUCGAAUGUAUGGAUUACAAGGGUUCCAAAGCCCCAGACCUUGAUCACGAUGUGACAGUUGAUGAGAUCACUUCGUUCUUCGUCACCUAUAUGAAGAAUGACUGUCUCCCUCGAAUUGCACACGCUCAUCUGGCUUGGGCUGACAGACUCCCGAGGGGCGUGUGGGAAGACAAGUGCAUCCGUCUCGCUCAGCUUCAUUCUGAUGCGGUGGACUACAACAAGAGUGGUGCGCAUGCGAGAAUGGCCCGCUCACUGGAUCCCAAGUUCUGGCCCCAUUUCAUGGAGAAGCGGUUUAAAAGAGCGUCCAGCAUUUACAGGUCCAAAAAGAUUCUCGGUCAACUAUACGACGCAGUGGUCACUCCUGACUUCGUUCCCAAGCUAGAGAAGCCCUUUGACUCUCGCAUUCUGGAAUCCCCGCUAGCUCCAGCUAGUGAGACCUACAUGGAAUAUGCCCGCGAGCUCAAGGCAGAAUUUGACAUGAACAUGCGACAAAUUAUGGCUCAGUAUGAGAUCAACACUGAGUUUGAGGUGUGGUCAACUUUUGUACUCCGUCACGGCUUCGUAAUCAGGGAUUACAAGAUGCAAGAAGACCUAGGCAGGAUUGUGGGUACACUCCGCCGUGGUUUCCGCCAUCAAUGCUACGACAAAGCUGGCCGUCAUGGAGGAAACAUCCCUGCCUUAGUCGUUGCCAUGUAUCGUGUUACCCAGGAGCAGGUAGCUGCAGCACUGGACGCUCGGCGCAAGGAGGCACUACAGAGAAAGGAUAUUUCCAUUGUUGAAGUGAACUCGACUGAGCUUCCGCUCAUUAGCUUCCCGUGGAUUUUCCCCGAUGUCCUCGGUGAUGUUGCGACGGGCCGGGCAAGACAGGCUCUGGCCCCAGAGGGAGAAGGAGGUGGCGAUUCUGCAAAGCCUAUCGGCGACGGAGUGGUCUUCACUCACCGGCAGAUCCUCAAGAUCAUGGAAGAUACUGAUGAGGAAAUGAAGCCGAAGACUGAGAACACGAAGCUGGAGGCUAACGCUGGUGCUAACUCCGUGCCCACACCACCCCCAAAUCAAGAAUUCAUUGCUCGUCGACGCAUUGAUAAACCUAAACCCAAACCCGAAGACGAAGACGAAGAUGCGGGCGUGUGCUUCGACGAGGAUGAUGAUAACGAUGGAGGCGUGGAGAUAGGCGAAAAGGUCGAGAAGAUCGAAAAAGAGGAGGCUAUAACGGAGGACAUUGUGGAAAUGGAGGGCGAUGUGCAGCCUUCAGCGCUUGACGCGCUGAUCAAUAUGAUUAAUAACUGA